Molecule: messenger RNA, 2271 nt
Organism: Colletotrichum abscissum
Lineage: Eukaryota; Fungi; Ascomycota; Sordariomycetes; Glomerellales; Glomerellaceae
Product: RhoGAP domain-containing protein
Exons: 4
Coding region: 1-2271 (756 amino acids)
Biological process (GO): signal transduction; regulation of GTPase activity
Cellular component (GO): cytoplasm
Source: RefSeq, a predicted model, not a curated record
AUGGGCCGGAAGCAUGCACCACAGCCGCUGACGCUGUCUGAAUCUCAAGCCUCCUCCGACCAGCCUGAAGACGUGCCGCGCUCUGCUGAAACCCUCGCCUCUGCCGUUCCUCCAAGCGCUGGCUCUAAAUCGCAAUCCUCUCCCAGAUCUCCGCGCUCUCCCUUUAGGUUCACUCCGAAAAGGCCCAGCGCAAGUGGCAAGCAGUCUCUUCAGUUGACCGACGAGCAUCGAAACUUUCAAGACCAGGACGACGACCAAGACCUCGAACAGUAUCAAGCCAUCUCCUCCGCCCUCCACCGCGCCUCCGAAGACACGCCCCCUCGCCAGCAUCAUCAGCACAACCCCAUCAGCCCUCGUCAACAACAGCACCGCCCCGACGAGCCAUCCCGAAGACCCUCCAAAGCCGCCGGCUUUUUCUUCAAUUUCACAAAGUCUGCCAACAAAUCGUCCCAUUCUCUCGUCUCCCCCGCGCAGUCGCCCUCACACCCUCAGCGCCAGCACCAGCAACACCAACAGAGCCCGAUCCAGUACCCUGACUCGAGAGGCGAAAGUAUGUCGAGGGGCCCCGACAAUGCUCCUCCCAUGAGCAACCAACCCACCCAACCUUUAGCAGAUCCGUCCUAUGCUGAGCACUCCGUCCAAAAGCCCGCACCCACCCUGCCGUCCCGCUCCGACGUAUCUUUAGCCUCUGCUGCCGACUACGAUACUUCUCCCGCCCAACCCUCCUCGUCCAAGAAGUCCAAAUCGAAGCCAUUUGGUCUUCUAAGCCGCAGCAAGUCGCUUCGCGACAAGGACGGCUCAAGCUCUCGAGACAAGCAACCCAGCCCGGUGCCCGUAUCGAUUGUCGAACCCGAACCGUCGCACACCUCGACGAGCCGUAACCACUCGCUCAACAAUACCAGCACUGGACCCGAAAGGUCUGCCAGAGAAAUGGUGAACUCUACCGGGCGGAAUCGCUCGGAAGACCGCGCGUCGCCCCGGGAAAUGAGCCACAAGGACAAUCAUAGGGAAAAGGACCACCACCCUCGGCAAAACUCGUCUUCACAAAAUGGUGGCUUUUUCGGAGGACUGAAGAGUGGCAGAGACAUUAUUAGCAACCGGUUAUUCGGCAAGGGUGGCCGUAGUGGAAGCACGACGGAGAGGGAGCCUGUCAUCGACGAUGAGCACUACACGCUCAAGACAAUCAAUCUGCCUCUGGUCGAGCAGACGCGUCGCACACGCAUCUCGAAGCGCUUGGAGGAUUCAAGAGACAAGACGGAGUUUUGGAUGCCCGCUUUCCCGUGGCGCGCGAUCGACUACUUGAACUAUAAGGGCUGUGAUGUGGAAGGCUUGUACCGUGUGCCUGGCAGCGGGCCGCAGAUCAAGAAAUGGCAGAGGAAGUUUGACGAAGAGUACGAUGUAAACCUCUUCGAACAGCCGGACCUCUACGACAUCAACAUCAUAGGCUCCAUGCUCAAGGCUUGGCUGAGAGAGCUUCCCGAUGAGCUAUUCCCUAAGGCGGCCCAGGAACGAGUUGCGAGAGAAUGCGCCGGCUACGAAACCGUGCCCCCACUAUUGGUCGAAGAGCUGUCGAACCUCUCGCCAUUCAACUACUACCUUCUUUUCGCAAUCACCUGCCACCUCAGUUUGCUCCUGGCGCAUUCCGACAAGAAUAAGAUGGACUUUAGGAAUCUCUGCAUUUGCUUCCAGCCAUGCAUGAAGAUUGACGCAUUCUGUUUCAGAUUCUUGGUCUGCGACUGGCGCGACUGCUGGAAGGGCUGCAAGAACGAGGCAAAGUUCAUUGAGCAGGAAUAUCAACUAUUCGAUCAGCCACCCCCAAAAGGCCUCUCGGAACCGCGCAAGCCGUCUCGUGAGACGAGCGAGGAGCCUGCGGCCCCCGUAGCGCAGGAAGAACCCGCUCCUGUGACGUUGGACGAUCGCGCGGCAUCGUUUUCGGAAAGCAGUAAGCAGUCCAGCGUUGUCACUGAGCAGCAGACCAAGGAGAAAGACAGACGGCUAAAAAAAAAGCCCAUCCAACUUUCUGAGUCAAACGGCAGCGUCGCAUCCAACUCGACGAUGGGUACGACGCUGACGAUUGACAGCGGCCUUUCUUUCUUCCUCGAAUACCCAGGCGGAACUCGUGUGUACAGGGAACACUUUAGCAUCACCAACAACAACAUCACUGACGACAUCACGCCACUGACGACUUCCGUUCUUCCUCCUCCGAGCAACUCUCCCUGCCCCGGUCCUGUGCCAAGCCUAUAUCGGAUGUCACCAAAAGUCAUGGCAUGA